Messenger RNA from Linnemannia hyalina, 897 nucleotides. The record is from the annotation of a GenBank genome assembly. NCBI's taxonomy places the organism in Eukaryota, Fungi, Mortierellomycota, Mortierellomycetes, Mortierellales, Mortierellaceae.
AUGCGCACCGCCAUCUUCCUCGCCACCGCCCUGGCUCUUGCCUCCACAGCCGCCUCUGCCGGCAUCGACUUCUCAUACCCCACCGACAACCUCUUCACUAUCACAUCCUCCACCCGGGUCUCUGCAAUAUGCCGCAGCUGCCUCAUCCCAUCCAUCCACAAAUCCUCCACCUUUUGCUCCAAGGAAACCAACCCCCCAACCGUCGCCAGCGCCACCGCCGCAGAGCACCUCAAAUGCUGGAACUCCAUCGGCAAGAACGGCGACUCGUCCCCUUUUCAGACCUGUAUUGUACCCAAGAACUGUACCCUGGCUGAGGCCAGCGAGGUACAUUUGUACUAUUUGCGACAGGUCGAGACUACCCACGCCGAGAUCGCCGCCUCUAAUGCUGGCCCUAUGGGCAUGAAAUUUGCAGACCCUGUCGAUAACUUGUACACGAUCUCAGAUGCCGUUCUCUCCACGGGUUGUAAGACGUGUAUCUACCCGCUCUACCAAAAGGCCUCCCCCGACUGUGCCAAGGAAUCCAACCCCCCCUCCGUGAACAGCGCCACCCCCGCCGAGCACUUGAAGUGUUGGGAGUUCCUGGGCAAGAACAAGACUGUCUACCAACCUUGCGUUGCACAGACGCAGUGCAAAGCCGGAGAGGUGACUACCUUCCAGGGGUAUGUUGCUCGUCAGGCCGCGACUGUUAAGGCCUUGAUCGAAGCUAACCCUACCUAUGCCACUUCUGGCGCUGUUGCUGAUGCGCCUGCUGCGACUUCGACCGGCACUGUGACUGGAACUACUGGUGCUUCCAAGCCUACAGUUCUUGGAAGUGGCGCCAAUGGGCUUAUUGCUUCUGGCAAGUUUGUAGCUUUUGGUGCUUUUGUUGCCUUGGCUGCUACCGGACUUGUCUUCUAG